AUGAACGUUGAAGAAACUAGAUUAAGAACUUUUACGGAUUGGCCAGUAAAUGCCGCUGUCGAUGCUGCUCGAAUAGCAAAAGCCGGAUUUUACUAUACUGGACAUGCCUUAGAAGUACAAUGUUUUUUAUGUGGAGUAAAAAUUUCUGAUUGGAAUUAUGGUGACCAAGCUAUAGCCCGUCAUCGAUUAGCUGAACCUACUUGCCCUUUUGUUCAAAAUCCUUCUAGUACUUGCAAUGUCCAUUUAAUACCAAUUAACAAUUUUGGAUUAGCAUCAUCAUCAUCGACAGAAACAUCACAAGAUAAUAACAUAGUUGAAUGCCAAUCUACAAACCCUUGCCAAAAUAAAGAACCUCAAAAGGAAUAUAGAACUGUGUCACAAAGGUUACAAUCCUUUAUUAAUUGGCCAAUUUCUUCUAUUGUAUCACCUGAAAAACUUGCCAAAGCUGGAUUUUACUAUCUUCAACAGGAUGAUGAGGUACAAUGUACAUAUUGUGGAGGUGUUCUAAAAAAAUGGGAACUUGGUGAUGAUCCUGAGAAAAAGCACAAAGAUACAUUUCCUGAUUGUGAUUUCUACCUUCAUCAAGAUGGUAUUAACAAGCAAAAAAAUAGUUUAUAUUUAACUAAUGUAAAAUUAAUGCCUGGUGCAACAUCAAAUCUCUCCGACUUAGGAAUACAAAUACACACAACUCCUAAAAAACCACAAUGUGCAACAUAUGAAGGAAGAUUAAGUACUUUUCGUGGAUGGCCAGCAAAUAUUAGACAAACUCCUGAAAUAUUAGCU
Molecule: messenger RNA, 783 nt
Organism: Heterotrigona itama
Lineage: Eukaryota; Metazoa; Arthropoda; Insecta; Hymenoptera; Apidae
Source: the annotation of a GenBank genome assembly